Messenger RNA from Peromyscus leucopus (white-footed mouse), 5658 nucleotides. It is a transcript of the gene Dach1, whose product is annotated as dachshund family transcription factor 1. NCBI's taxonomy places the organism in Eukaryota, Metazoa, Chordata, Mammalia, Rodentia, Cricetidae. The transcript has 12 exons. The coding region runs from base 680 to 2953 and encodes 757 amino acids. The record is from RefSeq and is a predicted model, not a curated record.
CCUACCCCCCUCCCCUCCUCCGUCUCGCGCUCUCGGAGUCUUGUGCUCCGAGUUCCUGGUUGGAUAAUUUGGGUUAAUACUAGUGAGUGAGGUUUUCGCGGCUUCAAAGGGUAUUUCAAGUAUCCGGAGCUCCUCCCCUCUGCACCGUGUGACAACAACAACUCGUCCAGCCGGCAGCCUGCACUUUCAGCUCAUUUUCUCUCUGUCAUUCCCCUCUCAAUCUUUGAUCAAUGUACUUGCCAGGGAGAACCCAAGUCCCUCAACCCUCCUCCUUUUCACCUUCAUCCUUAACUUUGUGCUAGAGCGGGACCCACGUACCACCAGCCGACCCUCCCCGUCCCCCCCCACCCCCCCUCCAGAACAGCCCGCGAUCCCAGCCCCGGGAGAGGACUCGCAUUUCGACUUGCGGGACACUUUUGUGCGUUUCUCUCUCGAGCGCCUCUCGCGCUCGCCCCUCCUGCGCUCGCUCUUUUCUUACCCUCACCUCGUUUUUUCCUCCCCUUCUCCCCUCUCUCUUCUCUCCUCUCCCGCCCGGGUUCCUUCCUAUAGUGGUUGUGGUCGCUGCACCCCCCCCCCCCACCUCGAUCCUUGUCCCUCUUUCUCCCCCUUCCCCUCUGGGGGGUGUGUGGCAACUUUUCCCCCUCGCUUCUCCUCCUUCUGUUUCCCCUUAUAUGUGACCAUGGCAGUGCCGGCGGCUUUGAUCCCUCCGACCCAGCUGGUCCCCCCUCAACCCCCGAUCUCCACGUCUGCUUCCUCCUCCGGCACCACCACCUCCACCUCCUCGGCGACCUCGUCUCCGGCUCCGUCCAUCGGACCCCCGGCGUCCUCUGGGCCAACUCUGUUCCGGCCGGAGCCCAUCUCCUCUUCUGCUUCUUCUUCGGUGGCGGCCACAGUCACCUCUCCUGGUGGCGGCGGCGGCGGCAGCGGAGGCGGCGGUGGCAGCGGCGGCAACGGAGGCGGCGGCGGCGGCGGCGGGAGCAACUGCAACCCCAGCCUGGCGGCCGGGAGCGGCGGCGGCAUUAGCGCUGGCGGCGGCGGCGCCUCCAGCACCCCCAUCACCGCGAGCACCGGCGGCGGCAGCAGCAGCAGCAGCAGCAGCAGUAGCAGCAGCAGCAGUAGCAGCAGCAGCAGCAGUAGCAGCAGCAGCAGCAGUAGCAGCAGCAGCUGCGGCCCCCUCCCCGGGAAACCUGUGUACUCAACCCCGUCCCCAGUGGAAAACACCCCCCAGAAUAAUGAGUGCAAAAUGGUGGAUCUGAGGGGGGCCAAAGUGGCUUCCUUCACGGUGGAGGGCUGCGAGCUGAUCUGCUUGCCCCAGGCUUUCGACCUGUUUCUGAAGCACUUGGUGGGGGGCUUGCACACCGUCUACACCAAGCUGAAGCGGCUGGAGAUCACGCCGGUGGUGUGCAAUGUGGAACAGGUUCGCAUCCUGAGGGGACUGGGGGCCAUCCAGCCCGGAGUGAACCGCUGCAAACUCAUCUCCAGGAAGGACUUCGAGACCCUCUACAAUGACUGCACCAAUGCCAGUUCCAGACCUGGAAGGCCUCCGAAGAGGACUCAAAGUGUCACCUCCCCAGAGAACUCUCAUAUCAUGCCGCAUUCUGUCCCUGGCCUCAUGUCUCCGGGAAUAAUUCCACCAACAGGUCUGACUGCAGCUGCUGCAGCCGCUGCAGCUGCUACCAAUGCAGCGAUUGCUGAAGCAAUGAAGGUGAAAAAAAUAAAAUUGGAAGCAAUGAGCAACUAUCACGCCAGUAACAACCAACAUGGAGCAGAUUCUGAAAAUGGGGAUAUGAAUUCAAGUGUUGGCAGCAGUGGUGGUUCUUGGGAUAAGGAAUCACUGCACUCUUCCCCAUCCCAGGGAUCUCAGGCGCCUGUUACCCAUGCCCGCAUGCCUGCAGCGUAUAACCUUCCAGUUAGCCAUCCUCUCAACCAUCUGCAGCACAGCCACCUUCUGCCAAAUGGACUGGAACUUCCUUUUAUGAUGAUGCCCCACCCUCUAAUUCCUGUAAGCCUACCUCCAGCUUCUGUCACCAUGGCAAUGAGCCAGAUGAACCACCUUAGCACCAUUGCAAAUAUGGCGGCAGCGGCACAAGUUCAGAGUCCUCCAUCUAGGGUGGAAACAUCAGUUAUUAAGGAGCGUGUUCCCGACAGCCCCUCACCUGCCCCCUCUCUUGAGGAGGGCCGAAGGCCUGGCAGCCACCCAUCAUCCCACCGCAGCAGCAGCGUCUCCAGCUCCCCUGCACGGACCGAGAGUUCUUCCGACAGAAUCCCUGUCCAUCAGAAUGGAUUGUCCAUGAACCAGAUGCUGAUGGGUUUAUCACCAAAUGUGCUUCCUGGUCCAAAGGAGGGAGAUUUGGCUGGUCAUGACAUGGGGCAUGAGUCAAAAAGAAUUCACAUUGAAAAAGAUGAGACCCCGCUUUCUACACCAACCGCAAGAGACAGCAUCGACAAACUUUCUCUAACUGGGCAUGGACAACCAUUACCUCCAGGCUUCCCGUCUCCCUUUCUGUUUCCUGAUGGCCUGUCUUCCAUAGAGACCCUUCUCACUAACAUACAGGGCCUUUUGAAAGUUGCCAUAGAUAAUGCCAGAGCUCAAGAAAAACAGGUCCAACUGGAAAAAACAGAGCUGAAGAUGGAUUUUUUAAGGGAAAGAGAGCUACGAGAGACACUGGAGAAGCAGCUGGCCAUGGAACAAAAGAAUAGAGCCAUUGUCCAAAAGAGGCUAAAGAAGGAAAAGAAAGCUAAGAGAAAACUGCAGGAAGCACUGGAAUUUGAGACAAAACGCCGUGAGCAAGCAGAGCAGACGCUGAAACAGGCAGCUUCUGCAGACAGUCUCAGGGUCUUAAAUGACUCCCUGACCCCAGAGAUAGAAGCUGACCGCAGUGGCGGGAGACCAGAUGCCGAAAGGACAAUACAAGAUGGAAGACUGUAUUUGAAAACUACCGUCAUGUACUGAAUCUUUCCUGUUGAAGAAAUCCCUCCUUUAUUACAGAACUCUGGAGUCAGACAUUACUCGUUGGAAAGUUCAGGAAAACAUAAACAGUCCAUAUAAAGAAACUUCUUCAAUUUUGUGUGUUAAUGUUCUUUAACAUUUAAGUACUCCACAAAAGCAGAAAAGUUUCCGGCAUUGAUUUUUCCACCUGUGGUUCAUACCAGAGACUGAAAAUGUUUAUAAAUGUACACACACCAAUCUUCUUACAGCUAAUAACUCACCUGUGCUGCUGGACACUUGUGUACAGAGUUAACCAUGGGUCUGAGGAAGACCUAGCUUUGGUUUGUUUUCUUUUUGUUCCUCUUAAUGGAAUGAACCACUUUUUCCUUUUCUGAAAAUUCUGUAACUGAGUGCAUCAACAGACUUUAUCGCAGUGUUCACCCAGACUUACAGAACUGUGUCCCAUGGAAACCAGCAAGAACACAUGGUGAUGAAUCUGUAAGGGGCGCUGAGGAUUCUGGUGGGGAAUGAGAGAAGUGAGAGUAUUCUGUUACGUUCAAUUUUAAACUCUGUAAUUGCGGAUUUUCUCCCGAAAACUUUUUUCAUAUACUUUCUGAAAGACCAACAAAUGUAUGUUAACAGCUCAAUGAAAUGACAUUUUGCAAAUCUGAAGCAGAAGCAUUGACAAUAAGCCAAAAGGUUUCACUGGUGGUCUCUUUUUCUUAAAGAUUAAAAAAAUAUAUAUAAAUAUAUAUAUAAAUAUAACAUGUUUUCAUUCCAAACUGGUAGUGGUAUAUAGGAUUAAAAACAAUAACGUUGCUUCUUACUCAAACUGUUGGUCACAUGUACAGUAUAUAAACAUAAAACUCACAGGAAGGUAUUAUGUAUGCAGUAGUAUACUAGUGUUUAGGAAAUGAAAAUUUUAGAAAAUAUGUUUUGUCACCCUGUUGGUCAGAAAGACGUCUUUCUGGUUUUAACGCAUGCAGGCAUGUAAAUAUUUGUCUGGAGUCACAGUAUUAAUGAAUGAGAUCUUAUGUAUCUGGUGACAUCAGAACUUUGUGUCGGCCACUUUUAUUUGUAUAUUGAUCCCUAGUGAGUGCCCCCAACUUCACUACAGAGGAUGAAUUGUGGCUGGCCAGUAAAUCAAAACACCAGAGAUAUUUUUAUAUGUUAAUGUCAUAUUAUGUUAAUGUUGCUGAAAAACAAAACUCAACAAGCCCUUGGUGUAUUGGUCCGAUACCAUGUAGCCCUGAGUGAUGAAGCUAAACUGUGCUGUGCUUCCCACCCUCUUCAGAGGGAAGGGUGGCUUCGUGUUAUUUUUACUGUCUUUUUGAAAGUUACAGUAUGUGUUUUCACAUUUGUGCAUAUAACUGGAAGGAAAGCUGCAAACAGUGCUAUUCCAUGCUGAAGUUACCUUUGUUUUUACACGAUGGAAGUGACACUUCUAAAGACUCAUGGGAAUCAGUGCAGCGGCUGUACAUUUUAUGGUUUUUCUGUCAUCUUAAAAUUUUAUAAUGUAACAUUUUUAUUACCAUAAAACAACAAAGUAAUAAGUCUGAGGAAGCUAGCUUCAGUGUUUAAAGAUAGUUCUGACUGGGUAAUCACUAUUUGGUUAAGAAAAAAUUUCCCAUUAUGGAUAUGUGUCACUAUGCUUCUGUGCUUUUUAGGUCUCCCUUGAAGUUCUGAAACAUAACGAAUUCUUGGCUGUAACUUGCUAUUAACCAGUUAAGUCCAUUUUUCAUACAAUAAAGGGUUAUAUGUACAGUUCUUCUUUUAGCUUGCUUUAAAAGGGAGUAAUGUUUUAAUUUAAAAUAUUGUUAGUAACUGCUUUGUAGAAACUUGGUUUGCUGAGCAUAAUUCUUCCAUGAUCAUGUUUUGUUGUUUGAGGAAAAGAGAUUCUAUUCCUACUUACAUGUAUUUUUGUUUGUUUUUCCCCUACAUACAGUCCUUAAAAGAUUACAACACUUAAAAUUAGAGGGACUUGUGUCAAGCUUUGGAGUCAUACAUUGGCAGACUUUUUUUUUUAAGCCUACAAUUUACAUAGGUAGUCGAGUUGGCCAUUGCUCUGCUCGUGGCCUGGAGUCACCUGUUAAGUGGGGUAAAUGGUUUUAAAAUACAUACAUGAAAGACCACUGAGAAUGCUUUAGUGUUUGGUUCAACAAAAAGAAAAUUUUAGAAGGAUUGGAGACAAAAGCUGUCCACUGUAUGUUGAGACUCUUAUUAAUCUGUUGUAAAUAUUACAGUUCACAAAAUGUUAUUGUAAGUUUGUAACUUAAUUUCCCCCUUUUUAGUUAAGCGGGUUUGUUUAGAAAUUUGUGUUUUGGUGUAAGCAAGUAAAAUUCUGUCCACUUUAUUGUUUCCAUGCUUUUGUAAUCUUACAAAUAUUAACGUCUAGUUGUUCUAUAUUAUAACCAUAUUUGCGCUCUAUGCAAGCCCUUGGAACAGAACAUACUCAUCUUCAUGUAGGACCUAUGAAAAUUGUCUAUUUUUAUCUAUAUAUUUAAAGUUUUCUAAAAAUGAUAAAAGGUUAUUACGAAUUUUGUUGUACAAAAUCUGUACAAAAAUCUGUUUUUACAUCAUAAUGCAAGAAUUGGAAAUUUUUCUAUGGUAGCCUAGUUAUUUGAGCCUGGUUUCAAUGUGAGAACCACGUUUACUGUUAUUGUAUUUAAUUUUCUUUUUCUUUUCAACAAUCUCCUAAUAAAAAUGUCUGAAAUCGCCUUGUGACUUUA